AUGGCUGCUGCUACUGCUCAUGCAAGCUCGCCUUUACCUCUAACGAAAACCAACCUUGCACAUUUCGGCAGGGGCGACCUAUCUGUCUCAGCAGGAUCAAGCUAUCUAUCCUGUACACAGUCAUUCCAUACCGAUCAAUUCCCUACACAGCAACGCAUCCAAACAACCAAAUUCCUUAUCAAGCAUUCGAUGCAACAGCUCAAUCGUUUCAAGCCCGAAGGCGUGCAGCUGAUAAUGCGCGACGAACUACGACUCCACCAUGGACAUGUUUGCCUGAAGGCAGAUUGUACUGCGCGUGCAGAUGACCUCUCCUACUGGCAAUGCAGAAAGUCCUUCUUCGAGAAAGAGCUGCGCCGGAUGCGACAGGAGAAAUUUGGCUCACCACCACAGCCUUCCGACCCAACCGCGCUGCAGGACCAUAUUGAGUACAGCGAUCGAGAGCAGAAAUUCGCUGCUCGCUGGCCAGCAACCAAGGCACGCAUAGAGCAGUGGCUUUAUACUUCGCUAGGUGCACUAUUUUGA
Cryphonectria parasitica EP155 is the source of this 522-nucleotide messenger RNA. RefSeq lists its product as uncharacterized. The coding region runs from base 1 to 522 and encodes 173 amino acids. Lineage: Eukaryota; Fungi; Ascomycota; Sordariomycetes; Diaporthales; Cryphonectriaceae. The transcript has a single exon. The record is from RefSeq and is a predicted model, not a curated record.